This is a messenger RNA of Myripristis murdjan (pinecone soldierfish), 1009 nucleotides long. RefSeq names its product ependymin (gene epd). Gene Ontology annotation, cellular component: extracellular region; lysosome. Bases 33 to 689 code for a protein of 218 amino acids. Gene Ontology annotation, biological process: cell-matrix adhesion. The record is from RefSeq and is a predicted model, not a curated record. The transcript is spliced from 6 exons. Gene Ontology annotation, molecular function: calcium ion binding. Lineage: Eukaryota; Metazoa; Chordata; Actinopteri; Holocentriformes; Holocentridae.
CUGGCCAUCUCUGGAUUGUAGUUUAUGAUUCCAUGCCAUCAAGAAAAAUGUACUCAGCUGUCACGCUCUUUGUCUGUUUGUGUUUGACUGCCACCACUCUUGCAGACCACCAUGAGCCUUGCCAUUCACCCAGCAUGACAGGAUUCCUGACAGCGGUGAAUCUAAACAGAGGAAUAGCAGCAAUGGGUACAUACACUUAUGACUCUGUGGCCGAGAAACUGCGGUUCCGAACAAAUGAGACGGAAAUGUUUAACAAUUCACUGUCUUUGGAUGUCCUGAUGUUUUUUGAAGAGGGGGUAUUCUACAAAAUUGACAGCAAAAACCAGAGCUGCGAGAAGAAAUCUCUGCAGUCAGUCCAACAUCCCCUGGAAAUCCCCUCUGAUGCCAAGUUACUCUCUACGGUGACUCUAGGGAGUGUAGCCCUGGAAGGGGAAGGACUAAAGGCCAAAAUAUGGCAGGGGACACUGCCAGUAACAAAAACUGGAUAUACUAUUACUACAACCGUGGGAUGUUUGCCUAUAAGCGCUCUCUACACGUGUGAUUCGACAACACUCUUGUUCAGCAACUUGCAGGUUGAAACCGAGGUCAAGGAUCCGGAUCUCCUCACCCUGCCUUCUUUCUGUGAGGGGGAGCCUUUGGAGGAGACACCUGAAGGGACAGUAAACAGUUUCCUCAAUGAGUUCAUCUAGAAGAAACCCCGCUGACAGAGAAAAUCCUGCCCCUACCCAAGUGUGGCCAGCCAAACCUCUAGACACAUCUCUCCUUCUCAUUUGUGACAAUAUUUUGCAUGAUGCCUGCACUGCAUUAUAUUCUCAUAUUGUUUGAUCUUAAACUCCCCUAUUAAGAGAUGGCUUUGAAGGGAUCAAAUACAUACAUUUUCAUGUAAAUGAAGGACAUGGAUUAUAGAAUUAGUCAAACACUACUAACAACAGUUGGUGGCUUCUCAAGUUGGUACUGCUUACAAAACCUGUAAGAUGUGAUUAAUGGACCAAUAAAGUUUUAAAGCUGU